AUGGCUUCGUUGGACAACGGGAAUCUGGAAUUCCAGGACCCCUUCUUCUCCCUCCCCGCCUUCGGGUGCUUCUUCUCUGACAGUGCAGCGGCAGCCGCUGGGUACCACUACUCCAACCCUCAAGCACUCGCAGGCGAGAAGCAUGCGCGGGAAACGCUUGAGAGCGAAACAUUAGAGACCGGAACGCUUGAGCAGCAGACGCAUGAGGAGAGGCAGAGGCAUGAGAAUCUCGAGAGGGAGACGCACGCGAGGGAGAGGCGUGAGAGGGAGACGCAUGAAAGGGAGAUGCGUGAGAGGGAGAGUCGGUCGUCAAUGUCGAACAAGAAGAGCCGCCUGAGACAGCAGUCAGCCAUUCUGCAGCGACGAGGACGCAAUGCGGACGCCGCUCGAGACCUCCCUCCUCCUGCCACUGCUGCAACUGCCAACACGGCUGCCACUGCCGGCACUCAGGGCGGGUCUGGCAGUCUAAGUGGUGCUGUCCCUCCAGCGACUGAGGGGAAGGCUGCAACAAGGCAGCGGGGAGGCACCGUGAGCAGCCAGAGGAGCUCCAUCUACCGCGGAGUCACAAGGCACCGCUGGACUGGACGCUAUGAGGCUCACCUGUGGGAUAACUCGUGCCCCAAGGAGGGCACCAACAAGCGAGGCCGCCAAGUCUACUUGGGAGGGUAUGACGAUGAUGAAACGGCUGCGCGGGCGUACGACCUUGCUGCUCUCAAGUACUGGGGCCCCACCGCUGCUACCAACUUCCCUGUUGAGAACUACGAGAGGGAGUUGAGAGAGAUGGAGGGGGUUUCCAAGUACGAGUAUGUCGCUUCCAUCCGCAGGAAGAGCUGUGGAUUCUCCAGAGGGGCUUCCAAGUACCGCGGAGUCACCAGGCACCAUCAGCACGGGCGGUGGGAGGCGCGCAUAGGGCGAGUCAUGGGCAACAAGUACCUCUACCUGGGGACGUUUGCCACGCAGGAGGAGGCAGCAGAGGCAUACGACAUAGCAGCAGUGAAGUACCGAGGGCUCAAUGCAGUUACCAACUUUGACCUCAGCCGCUACAUCGAUGGGCUCAGCUCUCAAGCGGAUGACCCUCAACUAGCGGAGGAACCCGUGAAGGCGGAUUCUGCAGUGCAGCAGGCGAUCUCGGACCCGGUUCCCCAGUUCCUGCCAUUCCAGAGUGACCAUGCAGCUGUGUGCUUCACUCAAGCAGCAUCAGUUGACCUCAGCGCUCCCCUACCCCUGCCCAUGCAUUCAGCGCACAUGCUGUCAGCAGGCACACCGAACAUGGUGCCAUUGUACAGCCAGCAGAGCAUAGAGGUGGACCAGCAGCAUCACGAUGGACAGCCGCUCCCAAGCUUUGCUGCUUGUGGCAGUGCGGGUCCGCGCAGUCCGCGCGCGGAUGACGGGAUAGAACCAGCGCAUGCGCGAGACGACCUGAUAAAAUUCGCGGAUCCUCCGCAUCCGGAGGCGAUCAAUUUCUCUGCGGCAGCGGCGGCGACAGCGGCGGAGGAGUUUUAUGAAGAAGUGGAGGAAGGGGAGGAGGAUGACGGGAGUGAGUUUCUGGAGCGCGCGCGGAGCCACCAGGAGGCGGAGGACGAGCGCGCGUACGAGCCGGAGGAGCAGAUCGACGUGUCGCGUUACAGCCUGCCGCUACAGACGCCGGGCGGCAAGGAGGACACGUUCCGGUUCUCGUGGCGGCGCUUCUGCAUCUUCGUGGGGCCGGGCUUCCUCAUGAGCAUCGCUUACCUGGACCCCGGCAACCUCGAGAGUGAUUUGCAGGCAGGCGCACAGACAGGGUAUGCGCUGCUCUGGAUUCUCUUCUGGUCCACUGCACUCGGCCUGCUGCUGCAGGCCAUAGCAGCGCGAGUGGGCGUGGUGACGGGGUGCCAUCUAGCGGAGCUGUGCCGCAUGGAGUACUCACCCCCCGUGCGCUGGGUGCUGUGGGGGAUGACGGAGGUCGCUAUAGUGGGGGCGGACAUUCAGGAAGUGAUAGGCUGCGCCAUCGCGCUGCGCAUCCUCAGCAGGGGGGCUAUUCCCAUCUGGGCGGGGGUGCUGAUUACAGGGCUGGACAGCUUCCUUCUCCUCUUCCUCGAGAACUUUGGCAUUCGCAAGCUGGAGGCGCUCUUCGGGCUCUUCAUCGCUGUCAUGGCUGCCUCCUUUGCCCGCAUGUUCGUGGAAGCUGCGCCUGACGCGGGGGCCAUUGCUCAUGGCCUUCUCGUCCCUUCCAUACCCCGCGGGGCAACGAGCAUGGCAGUGAGCAUACUAGGCGCAGUCAUCAUGCCGCACAACAUCUUCCUCCACUCCGCCCUCGUGCAAUCGCGCGCUAUCAACCGCCACUCCCCACCGCGAGUGGCAGAGGCGCUGCUCUACUUCACGCUCGAGUCCGCCCUCGCCCUGCUGCUCUCCUUCCUCGUCAACCUCUGCGUCGUCUCCGUCUUUGCCCGCCUCUUCUACGGCCAACCGGGGGCAGUGGAUAUUGGGCUGGAUAACGCUGCUGAGUAUCUGCAGGGCGCACUCAACUUUGGCCGCGAUAACGCUGCUGGGAACCUGCAGGAGAGGGGCGUCCUCUGCCCAGGAGAGGGGCGUCCUCUGCCCAGGAGAGGGGCGUCCUCUGCCCUCCCCCAUCACUCUUUUCCCCUCUCCAUUUCCCCUCUCCAUUUCCCCUCUCCAUUUCCCCUCUCCAUUUCCCCCCUCUCUUUUCGUCUUUCAAUAGAGCACCAAUUAGUGGUGUUCAUUUGGGCGGCCGGGCUGCUAGCAGCGGGGCAGUCAUCAACCAUGACAGGCACAUACACGGGGCAGUUCGUCAUGUCGGGCUUUCUCGACCUGCAUGUGCGCAAGUGGGUGCGCGUGCUUGUCACCCGCACCGUCGCCAUCGUGCCCACCAUCGUCGUCGCCCUGCUCUACACCUCGCCGGCUUCUCACACACCACACUCACCACCGCAGCUGUCACCACCCAUGGCAGCACUGGCUGUGCAAGUGACAGGGGGAGCGGGUACAGUAGAAGGGGCAGCAGCAGCAGCAGCAGCAGCAGCAGCAGCAGCAGCAGGCGGAUUGCUCAACGAAGCGUUUUUCACUCCGUCUCCCUUUCCAACCUCCUCCAUGCCCUUCCCUCUCACCAACACCUCCCUUCCUGCCCCCUCUUUCUCCUCCUCACCUGUCUCAUCUAGCCCGUCAUCACUGCAACUUUCAACCUCGCAGCACACCCCACUCUCCACCUCACUACCCUCCGCACCGCACAUGCUAUCACUCUCGUCGUUGGACGUGCUGAACCAGUGGCUCAACGUGCUGCAGUCCGUGCAGCUGCCCUUUGCUGUCAUCCCCCUGCUAGCCAUUGCAUCGUCAACACACGUGAUGGGAAGAUAUGCCAUCAAGGGAGCAGUGAAGAUCACUGGGCGUGCAGCAGUCCGUGCAGCAGUCAGUCCGUGCAGCAGUCCGUGCAGCAGUCAGUCCGUGCAGCAGUCCGUGCAGCAGUCUGUGCAGCAGUCCGUGCAGCAGUCCGUGCAGCAGUCCGUGCAGCAGUCCGUGCAGCAGUCCGUGCAGCUGCCCUUUGCAGUCAUCCCCCCCCUCGCCAUCGCUUCGUCAACACACGUCAUGGGCCGAUAUGCCAUCAAGGGGGCCGUCAAGGUAAGGUGUGCUAGCGUGGGCAUCAGCAGCGCUGGUAAUCACUAUCAACCUCUACCUCCUCUUUGA
Molecule: messenger RNA, 3675 nt
Organism: Closterium sp. Naga37s-1
Lineage: Eukaryota; Viridiplantae; Streptophyta; Zygnematophyceae; Desmidiales; Closteriaceae
Source: the annotation of a GenBank genome assembly